Cladophialophora carrionii CBS 160.54 is the source of this 2655-nucleotide messenger RNA. RefSeq lists its product as uncharacterized. Gene Ontology annotation, molecular function: Arp2/3 complex binding. Lineage: Eukaryota; Fungi; Ascomycota; Eurotiomycetes; Chaetothyriales; Herpotrichiellaceae. Gene Ontology annotation, biological process: actin cortical patch localization; actin cortical patch assembly; endocytosis. The record is from RefSeq and is a predicted model, not a curated record. The transcript is spliced from 7 exons. Bases 1 to 2655 code for a protein of 884 amino acids. Gene Ontology annotation, cellular component: actin cortical patch.
AUGGAACACGAGGUUACUUCAGACUUCGAGGACGAACAACAGUUCUGGAUCGUUCUCGAGGAGACAGUCUCAAAGCAAUGUGACACGCAUGACAGCAUCGACGACACUUUGCGAUCCUACAUAGACCUGAUCGGCUCUUGUCGCGGACGCUUCCUGCCUUCCGACUAUGAUCUCGGCCGAUGCGCCUUGAAGCUCCAAGAGUCGCCGCUGUUCGCUGCCCAUGCCGACUACGUCUGCCGCCAGUUCGUUCAUUGUCUGAUCGAGGAUGACGAGCCGAACGUGGUGCUGGCUGCAACGUCGUUUUUGAUUGCUCAUGCUCGUGCGAACGAGGCAACCUACCAGCUGUUGAACGACGAGGGCGCGUUCCCGCGACUGAUUGAUCUGAUCUCGAGUCCGAAACAACAUGGCCACGAAGGAAUACACAGACUCCUCAUGGAGCUGCUUUAUGACAUGUCGCGCAUCCAGAGGAUCAAGACCGACGACUUGGCCCGCGUCCAUGAUGAAUUUGUCAAGAUGUUGUUUGAGAUCAUCGAGCAGGUCUCGGACGACGUCGAUGACCCCUACCAUUAUCCCACCAUUCGCGUUCUGCUAGUUCUCAAUGAACAGUUCAUGGUCGCCGCCCACGACCCGGUCAGUGGUCAAGCUCCGGCUCCCCUGACAAAUAAAGUGAUCAAGGUGCUUUCUGCUCACGGCAGUGCCUACAAGACCUUUGGCGAGAACAUCAUCCUAUUGCUAAAUCGUGAAGACGAAACGUCUCUGCAGCUCUUGACUCUAAAGCUGCUCUACCUCCUUUUCACCACGCCGCCUACAUAUGAAUACUUCUACACGAACGACCUGCGUGUCCUGGUCGAUAUCUUGAUUCGGAAUCUGCUGGAUCUGCCCGAAGAGGCUUCAUCUCUGCGUCAUACAUACCUUCGAGUCCUGUACCCGCUGCUCGAACAUACCCAGCUCCAGCACCCUCCACACUACAAGAGGGACGAGAUUCGGAAAUUGUUGCUCGUGCUGGGUGGCGGCCAUGUCACAGAUCAAAAUGGCACUCAAGAGGGUCUCCAUCACUGGGGUCAUUUUGACGACGUAGAUGAGACGACGAAACGCCUUGUCAAGCGAUGUGAAGGUGUGAGUUGGCUGACGGACCCGGCGACGGAACCGCCGAUGCAAGCAGAAUCGCCUACAGACGAUGUGGCAUCCGACGCGUCGUCACCGACCUCUCCGACGAAGGCUGUUCCGCCAGCUCUCCCAGCGCCCCGGAAACUCAAGAAGCGAAACUCCACGAAAAAUUCCAUCCUGACCAUUGGUCAGUAUCUGACGCCUCAACUCGAAGGUGCGAGGCAGUCGAGUUUGAGCAUGAUGGCAGUCGCAGCGCAGACGGAGAAGCCAGGAGUCAUUACCCCAAGCAGGAAUCCAAGUCUGAAAAACAACUUGCGCGCGGCGAUAAUGCAGAAGAAGGAGAAGCCUCCGCCGCCUCAGGCGAGACGGUCUGGCGUGAUGAGGAUGAAGGCCCAGAGAAUGGAGAGUGACACGGAAAUUGCGACCGCCGAAAUACUAGAGAACGAACCGGUCACAACGAGACCUGGGAACGAACCGGCGACCACGAAAACUGAAAAUGGACAGGCAACAACGAAGCCUGAGGCUGAUGACAGUCCCCAAAACCCGCCUCGUCAUCAUCACCACCAUCCUCCUAUACCGUUCCACCACCAUCACCACCGUCACGGCAAGCCCCUAGCUGAUGUUGCAGACAAGGAAAAGGUCAAAGAAAAGGAGAAGCCACCACCGCCGAUCCCGACUCAUCACAGGGGCCUGCCUUUCAGCAAGAAACCUCCACCUGCCCCGAAAGCGAGACGGAGAAAGGGAAGGGAAGGUAGUGGUGACAGCACACGAGAACCUGGGAGAUUCAGCGUAAAUCUCCCCUCUAUAAUCACGACAACAACAUCGGGCAAGAAAAUACCCGAGGACAGUCCAUUUUCACCGGUGGACCAGAUAUUAAGUCCUUCAGAGUCAGACUCCGCGUCGACACUUGAGAGCCGGGCAAAGAUGCCUGUUAGCGAGGCUCUGGAAAAGGCCCAAGUUGGAGCGCUCGAAAAGAUCCAGGAGACAAUGGAGCAAUUCGAGCUCGAAGAGAAGUCGCCAGACGAGGCCGAUGCUGGAAAUAAACCCGCAUUAGCACCCUUGGAAGAAGAUGUAAUCGAAGAGGCCGGCCACGAAAACAUUGCCCAUCCGCCAGUACACGCCGAAAAGCUAGCCAUGUCCCGCGCGCAUUCCCAAGAAGAACUUGACCAACCCUUCCACGACGCAGUCACAAACCAAAUGCUCUCGCCGUCGCCAUCAUAUUUGGCACAAUCGCGAACUCUCUCUUCUGGCGCAACGGGGGAAGACAGUGCCACCCCUUCCGAGUCAAUCACGCCAAUUAUAUCGCAGACCAUACCCACAGUUGUUGGCAUACCUAGCGUCGAGAAAGCGGUGGAGCAUCCUCAAACUGAAAUGCAGAUGCCUAGGAUGGUUCUUACCCCGCCGGCGCAGGAGCCCUCACGGGGUGUCCCGGGGCCACAGUUCGAGAUGGAAAGGAGUCCGUUCCUAACGGAUGAAGAAGUGGAAGAAGAGACAGAUCAGACAGAUGAUGACGAGCUUGACAAGGCCGAUGCACCGUCGAGUAUCUAG